AUGGCGGGCUCGGCACGCGGGGCCGGUCUCGGGCCCUGGGGGCACAAGCCGCGCGGGGGUCAGGGCGGGGGGUCAGGGCGCGGGGCGCGGGGCGCGGGCGGGGGCAGGGCCGGCCGCGCGCCCCGGACACCCCUCCCCCCGCGCGGGCGGCGGCGGCGGCGGCGGGAGGCUGCGGGCCGGCCGGGAAAAUGGCCGAUGGGCCCGGGGGGCCUGUCACCCGCCGCGCCGGGUCCGCAGCGCGCCCGGGGCCCCGCCGCCCCCCCGCCCCCCGGCCGCCCCGGCCCGUCCCGGGGCCACCCCGCGACCCCGCCGCGCCCGGGCCCGGCUCGCCCCCCCCCCCCCGGGAGCCCCGGGAGCCCGGCCCGGCCCUCACCGAGCCCUGUCCGCGGCGGCGGCGGCGGCGGCCCUCCGCCCCGCCCCGGCCGGCUCCGAGCCCCUCAGCGGCCGCCCCAGGGCCCGGGCCCGCCCCGCCGCCGCCUGCAGGCCCGCCCCGCCGCCGCGCAGCCCCGCAGAGGCGCUCCGGACCGCGGGGGCGGGGCCUGCGGUCACCGCGCCUGGUCGCGGGCCUACGACCUGGGCCGGCACCGCGGGCUGCUCCUGGCCGCGCGUCCGCCCGUCCUUCCGAGCGCGCCGGUUCCUGCAGUCACUCGUCGAGCGUCGAGCCGACCUCCCGGCGCCCCCCUGCGGGCCCCUCCCGCCACCUCCUCCGCGGCUGGGGCCCCGGGGCGCGGGCCGCCCCUCUGGCUGAAAGCCCUCCCGGUGGCGCCCGUCGGGCUCCCGGCCCGGCUGCAGGGCUCCCCUGGAGCUCCGUCGCCCGCGGGCCUCCGCCGCACCGGUGCCCUGGCAGCCGCUGCCCCACGUCCUCCCCCACGUCCUCUGUCACCUCGGCGGGAGCUGCCCUGCGCUGCGCACACGCCCUCGGGGCUGCUCUUCCCUCCCUAG
Molecule: messenger RNA, 942 nt
Organism: Nyctereutes procyonoides (raccoon dog)
Lineage: Eukaryota; Metazoa; Chordata; Mammalia; Carnivora; Canidae
Product: basic proline-rich protein-like
Exons: 3
Coding region: 1-942 (313 amino acids)
Source: RefSeq, a predicted model, not a curated record